CCGCGCGUGUGAACCCGCCUUUACGGCCGGCGCUGAAUCGACGAACGUAUUGUUUACACUCAAAUUUAAUUCCCAAGUGCCACGGAUGUGACUAAGUGAUUGGAAAGUUGUUCAAAGUUAAAAAACAACUCAGUGAACAAAAUACGUGUUUUCAACUAAGUUUUGUUAACAAUUUUGCCGCAUUGUCGAAUUACAAGUUUUAUUCAACAUUCAAGAUUGUGCGUAAAGUAUGUCGCGGUUAAGUUGGCCGUGUUCUGUGCAGUGUAGUGUUGGGCACAGAAUGUGAACGCCAACAUGAUGUGGGCGGCGGAGCUGAGCUGUUUCUUCAUAUUGUUCGGUGUGUCUGCCGGCGGCGGAGGCUGGGAGCCCUUAGGGCAGCCGUACUUCGACAACAGCACGAAGAGAGAGGCCACCGCCGCCGUGGGCCAGCCCGCGUACCUACACUGCAAAGUGCGGAAUCUAGCUGAUAGAGCGGUAUCCUGGAUACGCAAGCGAGACCUGCACAUCCUAACAGUUGGGGUCCACACUUACAGCAGCGAUGCUCGAUUCGCGGCGCUUCAUGCGGACGGCUCAGACGAAUGGACGCUCAGAGUGGCCCCCGCUCAGCCACGAGACUCAGGCGCGUAUGAGUGCCAAGUCUCAACUGAACCGAAGAUUAGUUUGUCGUUUCGACUUACUGUUGUUGUGUCAAAGGCGGAGAUCCUGUCCGGGCCGGAGCUCUUCGUCCGGGCCGGCUCUGACAUCAACCUCACGUGCGUGGCCAAAUACGCACCGGACCCGCCCAGUUUCAUCUACUGGUACCGCGGGGAACAAGUGGUGAACUAUGCGCAGCGCGGCGGCAUCAGCGUGGAAACAGAGCAGCGCACUCGCACCAGUAGGCUGAUGAUCGCGCGCGCAGCCCCGCAUGACUCUGGCAACUACACAUGUGCCCCUAGCAGCUCUGAAUCUGCAUCAGUAAUAGUCCACGUGCUCAGUGGCGAGCGUCCGGCUGCCAUGCAGAGUUCAGGUUCGACGCCGCCUCGCAUCGACCGCACUAUCUUCAGUACCGUCUGCUUCAUCACCACAUUCCACCACCCAAGGAUCUGGAUGCUCCUCAUCAUACCACUCGUCACACCAUACUUCUCCACGGCUACUCUAUUGAUCACCAUUCUAUCUAUGAAAAUGAUCGCAGACUUUUUUAAGGCCGCAGAUUGCUCAACUCUUAGUCUAUCUUUGAGAUGACCAAUUUUCAACCAAAUAGAAUAAAAUAGAGUAAUCUCCCACUCGAUUUAAAGGAAAUGUACAGUUAUCAUUAAUAGGCUCUAAGCAUGUGAUUGUCAUAAAAUAAUAAAACAAUUCUAUUUCGGUUACGUUGAAAUGUAUGAAAUACAACGAGGUUAGAUUUAUCAGAUUUCUAUGAAAUUCAAGUGAAAAGUCGAAAAUCAUUAGAAUAUUGUCUGUUUACGAGUUGAGUAUGUGAUGAAACCUUUAUCGUAAGUUGUUAUCAGAAUCUCGUAAUGUUUUAAUAGGAUUAGCGAGCGUUUACGUUACAAACAGCCAUUGCGAGAUUAUCCUUGGCUGAAUUUCCUUUGUUUUUUCAGCUAACUACGCUCGUCUUAAUCCUAGCAGUGUCGCACUCUUGUACCCAUGGUGUCUCAUGCUUUCUAUUUGAAUAUCUAUCAAAGUCUAAAUGUAUUAAGGGGUUAAAUCUCGGUGAUUUGUAGCAGUUUUAAUAAAAAGGAAUAUUAUGGUUACCAUUGGUGUAUCUCUAAUUUUAUCUGACUACCGCGUCCGCCAUUUACCUAUUUGGUUGGAACUCUAGCUACCCAGGUUAGUUAAUUGUGGCUUUGGCAUGAGAAAUAUUUCUUUAAUUUUGCCUUUUACUUAAAAUACACCCUUUUAUUUUGAACUGUUCCAUUAAUUGUUAUAAUAAUAGGUACAUUGACAAAUUUAUUAUUAUUAGGCUGCAUAAAAUGAAACUGAUUUGCAUAAAUGAAGUCAUAGUAAAGCGUUUUUACUAUUUCAGACAAGAAAAUUAAUUUGUGGAACAUUUUCAUUACCUGCCUGCAUAUAUUAUAGGCAAACACGAAUGAUUAGAAAUUCAAUCACAAAAAUCGAGAAGAAUGAGUAUAACGGGUGCGGUACCUUUAAGGCAGAGAUUACGCGGAAUAAAUCGAUUCCCUUGUUCCAAUCUGGAAUAAACCAACACUGAAUCUAAGCUACCUUAUCUGUGUAAUGGUGUCUAAUCCCACAGUUGGUCUCUUUACCACGUUAUUUACUUUGAUCAAGUUGAACAAACAAGCGCAUAAUUCGAGAUCAAUUUCGCACUAAGACAGAGACGGCCCAAAUAUCGCGAUGUAUUUUUUUCCCGCGUGGUAAAAAUGCGUGAUGUCAUGACGGUUUCCUUUAUAUAAAAACGGGAGUAAAAUUCAGUUUUAAAUGUUUUAAUAAAGUUAAAAUUCUGUAUCUUAAUAUAUUAUAUACAAUAAUUAAUAGCGAAAGAAAGAGCUGCUUAAUAUAUAAUUUUUAAUUUAAAGUAUUUGUUGUUAUAGCGGCAACGGAAAUACAUAAUUGUGAAAAUUUCUUAAACUUUCCUUAUAAAUGAAACUCAAUCAUUUUUUUUUUAAUUCUAAGAAUUACAAAAUAUGCGUAAGUUCAAUACAAUUAUAUGAAUGGUUUCCUUAUUAUUAAUUUUCUUUCUAGGUCCAAAAAAGCAACAAAUAAAUUAGACAACUUGAUACUUAUGAGUUCACUCAAUUUAAUUAUCGUGAUGAAUGGGUAAAAAUGAAUUGUUUAUCAAACAAAUACCAUUUGUCUAAUAAACUACGUGGAAAUAAAUGUGAAAAACUAAUGAAAUAAGUACAUAUCGUGUUAGAAGGACGUUUUGUUAAUUUAAGUUUCUAAUAAAAUUUUUAACUCUUAAACCCACAUAAAGGGUUAACAAGGAGCCCAAGGCCAAAAAUUUGAUCAAUUCUGAAAAAAGUGUUUGUUCAAAUUAAUAACAAAAAUAUCUAUAUAGGAUUUCAAGAAAAUCUUAUAUUUAUUAAUCAUAAUUUUAUCAAAUAUGUAUGUGUGCUUCUAAAGAAAUGUGGAUAUGAAAGAGCGGAACCUUCACCAAUGCGAGGCAAACCCGCACUUUUUCUUAUAAUAACUGAAGGCGCUGGAUUCCCAUGUCUUCUUAUUUUUGUUACCUUCGAAGAUAAUUAAAUUAAAAAAGUUUAAAGUGGAAAACUUUAGAACGCACUUAACUAUGGUGAGUAACACCGGCCAACAAAGAUAAUAAAUUUUGUUUAGAAUAGGGUUUUUCUAAAUAACCUCUCCAUUCCUGCCCCCGAAGCGUGGCACGCGCGACGCCAUUUUAUUUUUAUUAUGAUGUUGGCGCGAUAAAAAUAGCGUCGCGCGUGCUAUGCGACGGGGGUUGGAUCGUAAGUUAGUCCCGGUUAUAUCCUCAUCUUCUGGAGACGAGCCCGCGGUGGACUGCAGUGUGAUAAAGUAAUAUUAUUGGAAAUACAAACAAUAAAAAAUUUGCUAGCAGUUCCAGAUAUUUUACCGUUAAACCAACAGGAUCCUUAACUUCAAAUACGCGUUCGAGUACACCUAUUAUUUAUAUAGCUUGAACUAACAUCAAUCGCGGCACUAAAUAAUACGAUAGCUAGAUAGAUAUCUCAGCAUGAUGUUUUUAUUCCUCACUCGUCCUUGUUUCUCGUACUUAUGUCGAAUGGACGAAGACAAACAAAUUUACGACUUUCUGAAUAAACGAACAAGACAAAAGGGUAAGACAUACGGUCAAUCGACCGUUUAUCAAAGUUCUUCUUUGUAAGUCGGCACUAUUUUAAUUUCUAGGGAACUUUCUAACGCUUCACUAGCUUGUCUUGGACAAGUAAAAAUGUAAAAUAAUGUUAUCUAAACUAUUUAGAUCAUAAUCGAUAUGUGUAUUUCAUAAAAGAAUAUUAAAUAUGUGAAAUCACAUUUUGGAAUUUUAAGCGAAUUAGAUGAUUGUAAAUAUAUGAAAUACUUGUGUAAAUAUUUGAUAAUGUAAAUAUAUAAUUUGUGUCAAUUUUACUUUUUGAUUAUUUGCGGCCUAAAUUUCAAUUUGUACAUAUUGAUUCUAUACCUUACUUAAGCCCUUGAUGCUCAUAUUGCAGUUUUCUUUAUUUAUGUGACUAUUUUAUAAUAUAUCGCUGUCUUUAACGAGUAGUUAA
Messenger RNA from Amyelois transitella, 4181 nucleotides. RefSeq names its product hemicentin-2. The transcript is spliced from 7 exons. Gene Ontology annotation, biological process: synapse organization. The record is from RefSeq and is a predicted model, not a curated record. NCBI's taxonomy places the organism in Eukaryota, Metazoa, Arthropoda, Insecta, Lepidoptera, Pyralidae. The coding region runs from base 295 to 1221 and encodes 308 amino acids. Gene Ontology annotation, cellular component: neuron projection membrane.